Messenger RNA from Drosophila arizonae, 546 nucleotides. RefSeq lists its product as uncharacterized. NCBI's taxonomy places the organism in Eukaryota, Metazoa, Arthropoda, Insecta, Diptera, Drosophilidae. The record is from RefSeq and is a predicted model, not a curated record.
AUGCGCGCCCUCAGCUGGGCAUCUGGUUUGGCGCUUCUCCUGCUCUGGCUGGUCGAGGCGCAGUCGCCGCCCUUCUACUAUCACAGCUGGCUAUAUGCAACGCCCUGGCGGCCCUUGGUGCCGGUGCACAGACAAGAGCUGGAUGCCCAACAGCUGAGCCUGGGCUACACGGGUCCGCAGACCUUUCCGCUUGAGGCUGGCCAGGCACAAGCGCAGACGACUGUUAGACGACCCAUUCUGCUGGGAGUUCAGCUCCGGCCGGCGGCGCAACAGUUUACGGUGCCCUUUAGACCCUCGCCCUUUGCGGGCUACAGCAACGAUGUGGAGCAAGUGGAGCAGCGAGAGCAACUGGAGCAGCGACAACAGCAGGUGGUGCAGCUGGAGCAGCUCAAUCAGCAGGCGGAGCCACCUUUCUAUGCUCCCGGCUAUCCGCAAGCAGCCGCCGUCGUUGCCUCCCCGCUCAUCGGCGUGGAUCAGGCGGAGCAGAGGCCCCCGCACUAUCUGUACAUGGCACCGUCCCAUCAAUAUAAUCUAGUUAGAAGUUAA